Molecule: messenger RNA, 2709 nt
Organism: Labrus bergylta (ballan wrasse)
Lineage: Eukaryota; Metazoa; Chordata; Actinopteri; Labriformes; Labridae
Product: protein rapunzel
Source: RefSeq, a predicted model, not a curated record
GGAUUGCUGGGAAGAAGAAGGAGGCUGUCGAGCUUGGGACGUUUGAAGAGGGAGGUAUAGGCAGAGCCAGUGUCAAAAAGGAAUCCUCCUGAUCAGGACCAGAGUCCCUUUCUCGCAGUGACAAACCAGGAAGCGGCUCCUGUGUGAGUUUGAAGAGAAGAACUCUGAUACGUCCAAACGGUGACAUCAACAUCCGCUCAGCUGGACACCAUGAUGGACGAGGAUAUCAUCGAGGACCGGGCCAAGCUGAAGCAGGGCCUGUGCAAAGUGCUGCAGUGUGUAGCCACCAUCUCCUCGGCAGCCGCUGUGGUUAACCCCAUUUUUGGAGUGGCCGGCUCCCUGAUCCGUGUGGUUCUGCACCACAUCGACGACGAGGACAUACGCACCCUGAAGCGCGAGUUUGGCUCGGUGAACGAGGGGCUAGAACAGCUGUCCCAGAUGAACCGCAACACGCUGGUUCAGAUCAAGAAGGAGACGCUGGACGGCCAGUACUGCCGCGUGGAGGAGAACCUGAAGAACCAGUUCAGGAAGUUCAUGUUGAUGGUGGAGGCACGGCCGGAUCACCGCGAGCGCAAGAAGGACGACUUCGAGGAGAGCUACGCCAACGACUUGGGAGACCAGAACCUGCACACGCUGUACGACGGCGUGGUGGGCAAACCCAAGCUCUUCAGCCGGCCCAUCCUGGAGGUCUACCUGAAGCACUCGCAGGGCGACCGCCAAACUAUGGAGCGACUGUGCACGCGCCUCACCUACCUGUUCUGCAUCGGCCUCAUCGCCUUCAUGGGCUACGCCGCCGUCAUCGGAGACGACGAGGAGGGUCUGAGCGAGGAGUGGGCCGAGAAGAUGGAGCACGUGCAGGAGAAGAUGCAGGAGGCUCUACGUCGGUGCCAUUAGAUAGGAAGCAUGAAGAAGAGCUUCUUUUUUUUUCUGCAAUGCUUUGUUUUCAGGACUCGAAUGUCCAUAUUCCCUCUGCAUCUCCUCCUUUGUUUCCCUUUUCUCUCCCUAUAAGCACUUUGUAAACAUUGACUCCGCUGAUUGGAAAAUCCAGCGGUUUGGGCAACAAUAUGUCUCAUUCUGUUCAUAACGCUAUUGGCCCAAACGUCCUACAUAUGCAAACAGUCUCUGAGCCACAUGCACACAUAAGCCCCCCAGACUGAUAAAGAGAAGAAGAGAUGAUUGACUAGAUAUCAUGAUCAUGCUCAACUUGACAAAAAACGCUUCACAUUACGAGUUAAAUCUGGACGGAGUGCAGUAGUUGAAUUGAGACAUAACACUGAAUCGUUAAUCUACUCUGAAAUGAAAGUAAGGAAACUAAACACUUUACAUCUUGCUACAUAACACUAAAGCCUUCUAAAGCAGUCUGGUCCGAACAUCAUGUGGAAUCAGGCUCUGACCUAAACGCACCUUGGUCUCACUUUAAAUGUUUGACACUGCAAUGUUUCUCCAACCAUUACGCACUUAUUUAAACUUCUGAAAGUAGAUUUUUUUUACACUAAAGAAAAAGAAUAAAACGGGCAAAAAGACCAGUCAAACACCUUGACACCUGAGACAUGACUGCUUUCAUUACCACAGGAACGAGAAGCAAGUUUUUAAUGCUGUCAUAUUCAUGUUAAUCCACUAGGGGGAGCUAUUACAGGCCAUACCUUUGCAUUGCAGAAUUGUCAUUCAGUAAAACACUAUUAAACCAAUCCUAACACGUAGCAAACAUCCCAAAGUGUUCAUAUCUAUGAAUGCAACUACAGAGAUUUUAUUAUUGGCUCAUGGUCAAACCGCUGUCUGCUCAUCGUUACACAUGUGCAGGGAGCAUUAAGGUCAUGAUGCACUAUAUACAGUCAUUUCUGCCAAACCUCGUCUAAUUUAACACUAAUUUCUGUUAGCUGUUGUCAUGACGACUUUAUUUGUCUUCAGUAAACAACUGCAGUGACAGAAUUAAAAACACUAAAAGAACCUUUAAAAUCGGAAUAUUUGUGAUGCUACAUCUGGUAAAACACUUCACCAAAGAACGAUACACUAAAUAUAAUUCUCUCUUUUUUUAAUAUUCUUCUUCCAUGACUGUUUUGUGUUUGUUUUCUACACUUCUACGUUAUGUUGUGUUUGCAGGAUGUCAAACCGUCACUGUACGACUCCUUCAACUCUUCACUGUCUCUCUUUUUUUCUCUUCCACAUGUCCUGUUGCCUUAAGGAAAUUCACGAGGCGCACCAAGUGUAUUUGUAAUAUAUGAGUAAAACUAUUGGUGGGUUUCUUUGCUGUUUGGCCAUUUAGAGCAUACAAAACAAUCCCUUUUUUUUGUCUCCUAAGUUUUGGCUCGUCUCGUACUCGUCCUCCUCUGACCAACAGUGCCUAAAUGUGCCGCUCAUUUUUGUAUUAUUAUCUUUAUUUUGAGGGUUUUUUGUCUUAAUCAUUUAAGUAUAUUUUUAUGUCAUAUAAAAUGUUCUUUUUGCUCCAGGUUAGAUUUCAUUUUAUGGUUAAAUAAUAUUUGUAAAUGUUUUUUUAUCUGUUAUUUUAGUGAACAGGUGGUAUCAGUAGAAUCGAAGGGGAUCUCUGCAGCAGGACAGAUCAAAGAAUCAACAAGGUUAUUAAUGAGAGAAGAGCGAACAUGUGAUCCCUAAACAACAUCUGAUUGUCAUGAAUGGUUUUCUAUCCGUCAGCUCUUUUGAUCCCACACAGGCCCCGCCUACUUUCCUCAUCUUUUCAGUAACUGACUCCGC